CAAACCGGGUGGAAGAAGUUUUAUCACUCGUCAUAAAGUUCCAACACCGUUUGGCCCCAAAAAGCAUUUACAAACGAUCCAACAGGUAAUGUUAGCAAAAGGUGAAGUUAUGGCAAAUACGAUCGGUGCACCGAAAAUCCACGUUAUGGCUUCCAACUUUGAACGUAGCACGUGUGCCGGAUGUAAUGAAUGUGCCGACUUUGGGGGGGAUGUACAUACGGAGGGAUACCUGUUGAAUCGUUGGCCAUGUGGAAGUGUGUUUUGAAAAGAGUUCGUAUCCAUUGGUGCAUAUGCAAAUGGUGUUAAAUACUGCAGCGGCUAGAGGGUAUAAAUAGCAGCACUAGUAGAGAUUUCAUUAAUGUAUCAAACGAUGUGCAUUGUUGUUUCCUUUUCGAUCGAUUCGAUUCGUGCAAAUUUGCUUCAGUACCCUAAGAAAUCCAACGAAAAAUCCUUCAAAAUUGUUACUUCCGAAACUUCACCCACAACAAAUGUACACAAAUUGUCCACAAUGUAUCGGUAGCAGAAACUGUGUUCAGUUAACAAAAAAAGAAAAUUGCUACAAUUUAAGCCGAUCGUUACGCAAUAUUUACAAUCCAUCAAUUAAUAUGCAAUAACUUCAAACCAUUAGUGGCGCACAGAAAUGCACCCCUUCGCCUUGCGGUGCAAGUGCAACAGACGAUUGGAACCGUUUUCAAUGCUUCCAGAAUUAAUUUGCACCGAUAAACAACAACCCUGUUUGGCGGAUUACCUACAUUGUUUUUUUUGCUGUGGCCAAUCCUUCACGAUCGGUGCCACAUUCGAGGUGGUGUUGGAGCGUUUUCCAUUUUCGAAAGAUAAUAUUUUAUCAGUUGCAAUAGCGCAACCGCACGUCAGUAGGCGUUAGGUUGUGGUGCCAUCUUGAUGUGCGAUCCGCCUAUUGGUGAGUUCUGCAAAAAGUAGUGGCAAAGCUGAGAACGGAUCGGAGUACUACAACUACGGUUGUGAAAGUAAAUCCCGAGCAAGACACGAACGUGUGUAAUUCAAUGUCAAUGCCGGUGGUUGCUUCUCCUGGUGGUUCGUGUACAUGAACCUUGGCAAGGAUCGCUGUUACACCGGCGGCACGCGCACCGUGCCGUUGUGGCAGGAUAAAAAAGCAUAAAACUAGGGUCCACCGUUGGUUUGUGGUUUAGUGUGGCAUUCGGAGUGGAUCAGUGCCGAUCGCAGUCGAGUCGUCCGCACGUCAGAAGGCAGUGCAUUAUCACCAGUGUGUAGUGUGGAAAGUGUGUGCAAGUGCCAUUAGUUGUCGGAGCAAAAAUUCAUCCACGAGGUGUCGGGUUUCUUACCGAAAAAAGGGCGGAAAUGACGACACAGUCAGGAUGUUACGAAUCCGUGACGGAUUUUUACGCCAACACGGAUGUUUUCAUUACCGGUGGGACGGGAUUUCUGGGGAAGGUGUUGAUCGAGAAGCUGCUCCGCUCCUGUCCAGACAUUGGGUGCAUCUUCGUGCUAAUGCGCAACAAGCGUGGCAAAUCGAUCGAGACGCGCGUUAACGAACUCGUCAGUUAUCCCCUGUUCGACCGGUUGAGGGAGGAAAACAAAAGUGCCUUGAAUAAGGUGGUCCCGGUAUUCGGUGACAUUACACAGUUGCGCCUGGGAAUGUAUCAGGAGGACAUCCAGAGGCUAAGCAAUGUGUCGGUAGCGUUCCAUUUGGCCGCUAGCGUUAGGUUUGACGAUCCGUUGCGUGAUGCUAUUAAGACGAACAUCUGCUCGACGCAGGAGCUGUUCGAGGUGCUUAAAACUACAACCGCCAAGAUACGGGCCGUGGUACACGUGUCUACCGCGUACAGCAAUCCAGAGAAUCGUCAUGUUGAGGAAAAGCUUUACCCACCAAAGUAUGAUUGGCAAAAACUCGUCCAAGCCGUCGAUCGUUACGAACCGGAAGUACUGGAUGCGCUGAUGCAAAAACUUUCACAGAACUCCCCAAACACGUACACCUACACCAAAGGAUUGGCGGAACAGGUAUGCAACCAUUACUGUAACGAGCUACCGUUGGCCAUCGUACGGCCUUCGGUGGUGUUGUUCACCAUACAGGAACCGAUGAGCGGAUGGGUGGACAAUUUCAAUGGACCUACGGGCAUGUUGGUCAGUGCCGGGAUAGGCAUCACCAGGACAGCCUACCUGCGACCGAGAAAUCGUAUCAAUAUCAUCCCGGUCGACGUUGUCGUAAAGACCAUCAUUCUGGCCGCUUGGAAGCGGGGAACCCUUGAGCGUACCUGUGGUCCUAACCAUCUACCGAUCUACAACAGUGCCGUCACGUACGAGCAGUCGCUGGAGUAUCAGGAAAUGUUGGAUCGUGGCAAGGAGUACCUAUACGCGGUACCAUUUAGCCGUAUGCUCUGGGUGCCUCGUGGAUAUCCAACGGAUUGGAAAGCUUUGUACUAUUUCAAGCUAAUUUUCACCAUGCUUUUACCAUCGUUUCUGUUGGAUCUUCUUAUCAGAAUGUUUGGACACAAACCAUUUUUAAUGAAAUUACAAUCCAGAAUUUAUGGUUCCGAAGUUUCGCUGCGCUACUUUGUCUGGAAUGAGUGGGAGUUUGAUACGAAGCAGACAAAUAAUUUAAUCGAAUUGCUGAACGAGAAAGAUCGGAGCACCUUCGGAUGGUACAUGCCAAGAACGUUAACUGGCACAUAUCUCGAGAAUGCGUACAUCACCAUCAGACGCUACCUGAUGAAGGAUCCGGACGAGACGAUUCCGUACGCGAAACGAAAGCUAGCACGUAUGAUACUCUUCGAACGUAUCAUUCAGAUUAUCGCUGGCUGCUUAACGCUGGUGGCCAUUUGUAGGUCAAUGUUUGCUGGAAGUUUGUAGUGCUGCAAUAAACAUUACGAGUUGUUCCGGUUCUCGUUGCAAUUUUUGAAA
Anopheles funestus (African malaria mosquito) is the source of this 2898-nucleotide messenger RNA. RefSeq names its product putative fatty acyl-CoA reductase CG5065. Gene Ontology annotation, molecular function: alcohol-forming very long-chain fatty acyl-CoA reductase (NADP+) activity. Gene Ontology annotation, cellular component: peroxisome. Lineage: Eukaryota; Metazoa; Arthropoda; Insecta; Diptera; Culicidae. The record is from RefSeq and is a predicted model, not a curated record. Gene Ontology annotation, biological process: long-chain fatty-acyl-CoA metabolic process. Bases 1339 to 2847 code for a protein of 502 amino acids. The transcript is spliced from 8 exons.